UGGGUCGUGUAAUACAUGUAUUAUUGCUAUAUACAUCUUCAGAUAUUGCGCGGAUUUAUAAUAUAUGUUUUUCUAUUUAAAUUUCAACAUUUGAGAGUACACAGACAGCCAGUCAGUGACCCGACAAGCUUAGUUAGUUGUUUCAAAUAAUGUAUUGUUUGAGCCCAGUGUUUCUAGUCGGACAGAAAAGGGACCGAAACUAAACAGCCACGUAGUAAAAGGCGAAGCUCGCAAGAAGGUGCUCCUGUAGACUGACAUGCUCUCAGCUAAUCUGCCUCCUAAGAAGAUGGCAUAGUGAGAUGCCCUUUCAAGAAGUGCACCAGCAGUGCUGCGACUGUUACUUCUCUUAAUGGAAGUGGAUACUGAGCAGUCAGUGGCAGCCCAGAUGGAGGCCAAUACUUAUCAAGAGGACCAUGUUAUAAAAUACAAAGAGGCUCAAGCCCAUGCUGUGGAGCAUGAAACAACAUUUAAAAAAGGGCUGGAAAACCCAAAGGAUGCAAAGGGGGAUAUUCAUAACGGUCCUGUCAAUUCAGAUGUUAUGCCAAAUGGAAAUGGACUGGCAGAGGGCUUUGAUGCUGCAGGGGACACCCUGCCUCUGACAGCUCCUCCCCAGAGCACCAGCUCCCCUGUCAACUCGCAGAACCGCCAGCCCUCCCCAGGUGUGGCUGCUUAUCCACCCAUGAUGCUAGAGAAGUCUGAGGGGGCUAGUGCUGAGGUCACGGUUCACAAGGGUGAUGCAUUGCAGUCACUCAGACUCAGUAUGCCUAUGCAGGAGACUGAACUGUCCAACCAGAAACCAUCACUGGAGAUGGAGAAUGAGGAGAAGAUUCGCCUAGAGGCUCGCCGGCGCCUGGAGGAGCAGCUAAAACAGUACAGAGUGCAGAGACAGAAGGAGAGGUCUCAUCGUACCACCACCAAGAGCAGACCAUUCAGUACCCUGGAUCCAGAGCUUAUGCUACAUCCUGAGGCAUUACCCCGGGCUAGUACUGUUGCCAUGACUAAGGAGUAUUCCUUCCUCAGGACCAGUGUCCCACGUGGUCCCAAACUUGGUAGCCUUGGAAUUCCCCUUCCCAAAGAAAAGAAGUCCAGGUCACCUCGCCCUAACAAGAUCCACUCCUUGGCUGAUUACAAGUCUCCUGAGAAUGAUGAUGGUGGUGGUGGUGGUGGUGGAGGAGGAGGCAUAAAGGCAGCAGACAUAAGCUCUGUCAACUCCACUAUUAGCUCUGUGUCCACACUGUCUGAGAUCAGUGUGACGUCAGAGUGCGGUACUUCUGAGACAGAGGCACAGUCUGGUGCUCCCCUCCACGUCCGGGACAAUGUGUCAGAAAUUGAUGGCAGUGAAUCAGGGGUAAGGCCCGGGAAUGACGGCAACGACAGCGACAGCUCUUCCUACAGCAGUGUGUCUACCAGGGGAACCUACGGUAUGCUCUCUGCAGCAGUGGAGAGGCAGCAGGGGCCAUACACAGUAGAUGGACGCGAGAUCGCCCCCGAGGCCAUGGGUCAGUUCCCUUCCCUUCAGGAGGUUCUGCAAGCAGCCACUGAAGAGCAACACUUCCUGGAGCUGGAGCAGGAAAGAGAAGGGACAGCAGAGCCUCGUAGCCGCAGGGACAGCUUCUCCAGCAGUGUUUCUUUGGAGAGUUCUGUGAUGGGUCAUGAUGAAGUGCUCCAAGUGUUGAAGGAGAAAAUGAGGCUUGAGGGUCAGCUGGAAUCCUUGUCAUCUGAGGCCAAUCAGGCUCUCAAGGAGAAAACAGAGCUUCAGGCCCAGCUUGCAACAGUGAAUGCACAGCUGCAGGCUAAAAUGGAGGAGGCUCAAGUCAGCAAGGAGAAGCAGAGUGCCCUCACUACAGAGGUUGGCACACUACGGCAAAGCUGUAGCCAGCUAGAGAAGGCUAUGGUAGAGCUCCAGAGCAGUCUAGAGAACAAGAAUGCCAGUCUGGCUUCUCUGAGCAAUGAUCUAAAGGUUGCUGAAGACCAGUACAACAGGCUGAUGGGGAAGGUGGAGAAGAUGCAAAACGCUGUAACCUCAAGGGACAACACAGUUCAGGAGUUGCGUCAGCAGAUGGGUGGUCUUCAGAGUCAGCUUCAACAGGUGCAGCUGGAGCGCAGUACCCUACAGAGCCGACUGAAGACCUCCCAGGCCGAGAUCGAUUCACUUCAACAGGUCAGACAGUGGUACCAGCAGCAGCUAGCUCUGGCCCAGGAGGCAAGAGUGCGUCUGCAAAGCGAAAUGGCCAACAUGCAGGCUGGACAGAUGACUCAGAUUGGUGUUCUGGAGCAUCUGAAGCUGGAAAAUGUGACACUGUCACAUCAACUCACUGAGACCCAGCAUCGCUCCAUCAAAGAAAAAGAACGCAUCGCUGUACAGCUACAGAGCAUUGAGGCCGACAUGCUGACCCAAGAAGCUGCUUACAAGCAGAUCCAGGAUGCAAAGAGCAUGGUGGAAGAUGACCUGCAGCACAAGCUGGACGAGUAUGAAGAAGAGCGAGAACGGUUAAUAAAGCUUGCCAACACAGCCAGCACCCUGGAAAGAGAACUAGAGCAGGUAAAGCUGACCCUUUCCCAGAAGGAUGCACAGCUGCAGACACUGCAGAAGGAACAUCUGGAGCUGAUGCGUCACCUGACAACCACUCAGGAGAACUUGCACACCAAAGAGCAGUCCAUCAACCAGCUCGAGGCCCGAUACCAGGAGCUGGAGGCCCAGCUGGCUGAGCUGCAGACAGAAAGCACUGCCAAGGAUGACAACAUCCAGUACCUCCAGAACGAGAAGAUUGUCCUUGAGGUCGCACUGCAGGCAGCCCGAGCAGACAAGAGCCAACUUGAUGAGAGUGCGGAGAGGCUUGGCGAGGAUGUUCUGGUGGCCUCAGAUGUCUUGGAUCAACUACGACAGGAAGUCCAAGUGAAAGCCAAUCAGAUUGAAACUUUACAACAAGAAAAUAAUUCCCUGAAGAAGCAAGCUCAGAAAUUUAAGGAGCAGUUCCUGCAACAAAAGGCUGUCAUGAAAAGGGUGGAAGCCAUCACUGAACAGAAGGUGCGUGUGAAGAAGCUGGGAACAGAUUUGACCAGCGCUCAGAAGGAGAUGAAGGCCAAACACAAGGCCUACGAGAACGCCGUGGGCAUCCUGAGCAGGAGGCUCCAAGAGGCGCUGACUGACAAGGAGACGGCUGAGGCGGAGCUGGCUAAAUUGAAGGCCCAGGUAUCAGAUGAAGGGAACAGCCAGGCCUUGCAGAAGAAGAUUGAGACUCUACAGGCUGAACUGCAGGCUGUUACCAACAGCAAAGCUAUGCUAGAGAAGGAACUUCAAGAAGUGAUCACCCUAACAUCCACAGAGCUAGAAGAAUACCAGGAGAAGGUUCUGGAGCUUGAAGAUGAGCUUCAAGAAUCGCGCUGCUUCAAGAAGCGGAUCCGAAAGUUAGAAGAUGCCAACAAGAAAUUGGCACUUGAGCUGGAACACGAAAAAGGAAAACUGGCCGGAUUAGCUCAGUCCCACAAUGCACUGCGGGAGGUUCAAGCUGUUCUGAAGCGUAAAGAGGAGGAGGACCAGCAGAUGAAGCAGAUGGUACAAAGUCUACAGCUGGCCUUGGAAAAAGAGAAGACCAAAGUCAUGGACCUGAAAGAACAGGUGGCAGCAGCAAAGGCGGAGGCAGCCCACAAUAGACGGCACUACAGGGCAGCCAUGCUGGAGCUGUCAGAGAUCAAGAAGGACUUGCAGGCCAAAGAGGACCUGGUUAAAGCUCUGCAGAAAGAAGCCCACAAACUACAGGCUCAGGAUGAGCAGCACGCUCAGGAGGUUGCCAGGUUCCAAGAGGAGCUGGCUGAGGCUCACUCCCAGCUCCAGAUCCUCCGGAAACAACUGGACGAUGAACUGGCAAAGCAGCCGCUCACUAACCAAGAGGUUGAAGAUUUGAAGUGGGAGGUGGAGCAGAGGCAGAGGGAGAUUGAAGCUCAGAAACAGCAGGUGGAGAUGAUGGAGCAGUGCCACCACAGGGAGCUCGACAACCUACAGACAGCUCUGCAGAAUAUUAAAGUGGAGCUGGAGUCGGUACAGGAGGAGCUGAGCAGCACUAGGAAGGACAAGUUUAUGCUGCAGGCCAAAGUGGGUGAGCUGAGAAACAGCAUGAAGACGGUCCUGCUUCAAAACCAGCAACUCAAACAGGACUUCAAACAGAGUCGUCUAAGGAAGCAGCGCAUGGAACUGAAAAGUGACGGGAACCCAUCCACCCCAGCAACGCCAGUUAAGAUCCCAGACUGCCCAGUGCCUGCUUCCCUACUGGAUGAGUUGCUGAAGCCUUCGACUUCUGUCAACAAGGAGCCGCUCAACAAUCUCCACAACUGUCUACGACAGCUCAAGGAGGAGAUGGACAGCCUCCAAAGGCAGAUGGAGGAACACACAGUAACAGUACAUGAGUCAAUGAGCUCAUGGACAAACACAGAGGAAGAACUGGAUCAACUGAGGCUUCAAAACAACAUCUCCAACUCAGCAGAGCUAAACAACAUGGAGGUGGAAAAUAACAACCAAGGGGAACAGCAGCAAUCAUAACUAAAGAACUUUUUUCUCAGGCCAAUAGAGGGAGAGUGGAGUUUUAUCCACCAAGGCACUUUUUAGCCCCUUACACCUUUUCUCUUUUAACAAUUGCUGCCAACAUUUGGCAUUUCUCCCAUCGGCACAGAGGUGCGUUCGCAGAGUAAUACUUUACAUACCAUAGCUUUAUUCUUUCUUCUUUAUUUGAUGGUUGUGUUUUAUUUGUGUUACACCUUUGUCACAUUUAUUUAUUUAGAGUUGAGAGAUUACAACUUUUUGUUCCAUGCUUCUUUUCCCCGUCUAUACAAAUCUUUCAGGCCAUCAAUUUUUUCCCUUCUCCUUGUUAAUUUAGCGUUUUUCCUCACAAAAAUUGGCUACUAUCCACGUAAUGUUAGAUCAGUGUCAUUCAUGCUGCUUAAUGAUGACUGGCUUCAUUUAAAGAAGUGUUUUCAGCGACAGAAACAAACCACGAGGCCGCCUAAAGGCUGGCUACCACAUGUUCUUCCAUUUAUGUGUGCCUGUCUAUGAGUGAAGUCAUUCGUCUAUGAAAAAACUGACAUGGUUAAACAGGCAGCCUGUGUUAAAACUUUAUCACUCCUGUUCAUCACGCACAGUUGUAGUCAGUUAUUUUGUAUUGCCUCAUGUUAUGAUGCAGUGUUUAAUAUGUUUGCUGUGUCACCCUGGGUUCUUAAAGUCUAAAAAAACAACAAAAAAACAACAACGUUAAUAUCAGUUUGUCUAGCAUGGACGGCAGUAAUUUGUACGCAAAAAAAAAAGCCUUAAGCAAUCUUUAAUAUGGUAUAAAGGACUAAUUUGUUUGGGUGAAUAUAUUUCUGCUGAGGUUGUGUGCAAGAUGUCACUUGUUAUAUUGUAUAUAUGUGUGACUGCUUACUUAAAACCAGUUUAUUGUAAAAUAUGUGGAUUACAUCACCUGACAUCGCACACUUGAUCAAAACUGGACUGACAGGGGUAAAGUUGUAAGAUGAAACGACAACAACAAAAAAACUUCUAAUAACAGUAAGUGCAAUCAGAUGUGUUCAGUUUCUGUUACAGUUCAUACAUUAAGUUUGUAUUUACAAAAAAAUGAAUACUCCUGAAUCACUGUUUUUCUGUUUCAUGGGUAAUGGGAUAAGUUAAUUGUUGUUUCCAGAGGUUAAUAUAUUAUGUACAUGUCCUUUUUUGUACGAUUGUUUAUUCAUCUUAAUUGAUAGUGUAAAGAAAAAUGGAAUCUAAUGCAAACCAUAAAUUGGAUAACAAUAAUAAUUCUGCUGCAGCUGCACUAACAUUUCAGUAUAGAGUGGUUGUUGGAUGAUACAGUAGCUUUCUGCAUGCAGUUGUGCUGCAGCUGCUGUGCUGAUGCUCAUUCCCACACUAAACGCUUAGGCAAAUACCAUGUUAUGCUGAUGAAUUUCCAAAGGGAUGAUGCUUGGAGAAUGCUUAUUGAGAUGAAGCAAAUAACACAAAACAUUAAACAUGUUGAUAUACUGUGUUCCCA
Molecule: messenger RNA, 6014 nt
Organism: Neolamprologus brichardi
Lineage: Eukaryota; Metazoa; Chordata; Actinopteri; Cichliformes; Cichlidae
Source: RefSeq, a predicted model, not a curated record